AGCUAAAAAAAGAAGAAAAAGCUCAUGAUCAUAGGGUGACAAUGGAUCCUACCAGAUCUAGGAUUCGAUGAAGACUCGAAACCCGACCGGUUCAGGUAUGGGUCCAAAUCUUGGACCCGAAUACUAUUUGGGUCGGGUUGGGGUCCGGGUCCGGGCCGUACUUGACCCGUUUCCUCCCCUACCAAAACCUUGUCCUACGUUGGAACAACUUGUGUCUCAUUCAUGAAACGUAUUGUUUUCAGCCAUUGAAAGCCAUAAAAAAGUCUUAUCUCUCCAAUGGAAAUGUGAGGCUAUAAUCUCUCUGUGUCUCCAUGGGGUCUUGCAUAGAGAUUGCAAUGAGAAAGAAGCAAGAAGAAGAAGAGGCAGAAGUGGAAAUAUUGAAGGCAGUGGCACAAGCUUGGCAUGGACACUCAGGCAACAACGCCAACGCCACAAGUGAAUUGGAUGCUCACAGAUGCAAUCACAAGCCCCGGCCUUCACGAUUCAAGCUCGAAGCCAUGAACAAGAAGUCCAAAGAGGAAACAACAACUUGGGAUUUUGAGCAAUCUCUAUUGGAUUCAUAUGAGAUUGUCGCGGUCUCUAAGCGAAUCGAAUCAGGGCUUAACAUGUCUCACGAACCGGCUCACCAUGGCACGACCCAUAAGAAGAGUAGGAAUACCUUAAGGAUGCUAUUCUCUCAGGCUGCUUCGAAGCGAUUGAACAUCGAGCUCUUCAAUGGAGGUGACCCAAAAUUCUAGAGAAAGAGAGAUCAUUGGAAACUACUCACAUGAGAAAUAGAGGGGAUUCCUUGGACUAAGAAAAAAGGAGAAAUGCCAUCUUAACUGAAAUUUAAUGGCUCAAUUUUGUAAAGUUGUCCAUGUAAUUCAGAGGAUCAAGUUAAGCUGGGUGGAGAAGUCCAUGUAAUUCACAUGAAUCUAAAUUCCUUACUGG
Molecule: messenger RNA, 930 nt
Organism: Amborella trichopoda
Lineage: Eukaryota; Viridiplantae; Streptophyta; Magnoliopsida; Amborellales; Amborellaceae
Source: RefSeq, a predicted model, not a curated record